Messenger RNA from Spirometra erinaceieuropaei, 957 nucleotides. Lineage: Eukaryota; Metazoa; Platyhelminthes; Cestoda; Diphyllobothriidea; Diphyllobothriidae. The record is from the annotation of a GenBank genome assembly.
AUGCGGACGCGGUAUGGAACCCAAACGCCUAAUAUCAUCGUCCUUCAGGCUUUAGAAAGCGACUGCAGCGACUCCAACAGCACGUUUCCGGGAAGUCUGUUCCUCCCAUAUGCUGGUAAGAGUCUAACUUGUUAACAGUUCCCUCGUAGACGACUAUAGCAGGGCGAGUACAUCGCUUCUUAAAAAAAGCCGACCCAACCAGCACGGUUCCCGUAAGGGAAUUCGAACAUGUAAACGACAAGUUCGCUGGCUUGUAAAGAACCAGCAGCUGAUCUUCAGACGUUUGUCUGAGAUCAAGCAGCUGCUUGAGGCCUUGCAGACCGAAGAACGUCGGCCAACAACAACAACAACAACAACAACAACAACUGGCGUGGCCAUAUCCUUCGGUCUCAUGUUUAAUCGUAUGAUGACCCUGGAGGAUUUCGACCGAUUUGCAGCCGCAUUGGGUGACAAUUCGUAUAGGCAGCAAGUGGUAACUGACUUUGCGUAAUAAAACGGAAAUCCCAGACGUCGUAUUUGACCACAUUCGGUGGAGACGGAACGCCACUAUUUGCUGAGCGAAUAUUCUGUGCACUAUUUUCAGAUGAAAUCACAUCCCACCUAACGUUCCUCGGAAGGCGAAAGGGGGCCCGUGCCCUAUUCGGAUCCACAGUGUAUGACGUUAUUCUCGGUACGUCCUUUACUGCACGUUUAUUCACCAACUGAAAUGCAGAUGUGUUUAACGUCUGGAAUGCUGAUCACAGUGCAGAUCGUCAGCAACUGGAGGAGGCCCUCAAAAAGGCUCUUAAAAAGGCCCAUGACCGUCUCCGCAAGCGCCAACACCGACCAACUGGUGGCCGUUCUUUUAAUGGUGAGUUACCAUAACUUUGUGUGUAACUCCAAACAUUUUCUGUAGACGACACCAGCAAGUCGUACGGUCGGGGUCCAUCCACACCUCCAUACUGUAAAUUCGUCUAG